Messenger RNA from Carcharodon carcharias (great white shark), 1650 nucleotides. It is a transcript of the gene gfra4a, whose product is annotated as GDNF family receptor alpha 4a. The transcript has 9 exons. Gene Ontology annotation, cellular component: signaling receptor complex; external side of plasma membrane. Gene Ontology annotation, molecular function: signaling receptor activity. The record is from RefSeq and is a predicted model, not a curated record. NCBI's taxonomy places the organism in Eukaryota, Metazoa, Chordata, Chondrichthyes, Lamniformes, Lamnidae. Gene Ontology annotation, biological process: nervous system development. Bases 1 to 1650 code for a protein of 549 amino acids.
AUGUGUCUUCACGAGGUCUACAAGCUUGUUAAAGAUUUGGAAUUGGGUGCAUUCGGGGCGAUCAGACUACGGAUGAGGCUAUAUGUGGUUGCUCUGGCAGACAGAAGAGUUGCUUUCUGCUUCUGCAUCUCCUCCGCUGUUAUUUCAUUUGUCACAAAGUUGAAACCUGGGCGCUCUAUGUACUGGCUCCAGUCUUCCAUAGACAAGUCGCACAGGUCGAUUCUACCGAAGGGUGGCAUGACUGGCACAGGAGACCAGGUGGCAGAUGAUGUGCUUUAUUCUAUUCGCAGUCAAAACACAAUGAUGGCGCUGGAAGGUCGAGGCAGCGUUGUUUCCUCAACUCUGAGACAUUUCAGUGAUGUGGACUUUUUUUGUUCCUUUCCUCCCUUGGUAGAUGGACUGUCGAAUGUGGAAGGGGCCCACAACGACUGUUUGCAAGCCAGCGAGACCUGCAUCAAUGACCCUAAAUGUAGCCCCAAGUACAGGACGUUCCGCCAAUGCAUGGCAGGCAGCAGUGCCGCUCCGCUCGGGCCUGGAGCCAAGAACCAGUGCAUGAGUGCGGUCAUGUCACUUCUGUCCAGCCCCCUGCACAACUGCAAGUGCAAGCGAGGCAUGAAGAAAGAGAAAAACUGCCUGGGGAUCUACUGGAGCCUGCAUCAGAGCAUGACGCAAGGUGAAGAAAUGGAUGACAGUUCACCCUAUGAACCCAGCAAGAGGGGGUAUGACUAUGCCAGACUGGCCUCAAUAACAGCAGGAUCUGACAUUGGCAUCACACGGGCCAACCGCUGCCUGGACGCAGCCAAAGCCUGCAACGUGGACGAGUCAUGCCAGAAGUUACGGACGGAGUACGUCUCCUCCUGCAUCAAGCGCUCCAGCAAGUCUGAGACCUGCAACCACCCCAAGUGCCACAAAGCCCUCCGCAAGUUCUUCGACCGUGUGCCCGUCGAGUUCACGCACGAGCUGCUCUUCUGCCCCUGCGAGGACACGGCGUGCGCGGAGCGCAGAAGGCAAACCAUCGUCCCGUCGUGUUCCUAUUACGUUAAGGAGAAGCAGAACUGCUUGACAUUGCUGGAGUCAUGCAAAAUGAAUGUUGUUUGCAGAUCGAGGUUAGCAGAAUUCCAAACGAGCUGUCAGCCUUCCACACAGUCUGAAAGUGGUUGUCUCAGGGAGAACUAUGCUGCAUGUCUGCUCUCAUACACUGGGAUUAUAGGUACUGUGGUCACCCCAAACUACAUUGACAAUUCCAGCUCUAAUGUAGCCCCAUGGUGUACCUGCAGUGGCAGCGGAAAUCAGAGGGAGGACUGUGAGAGCUUCUUCAACCUCUUCACGGAUAAUAUCUGCCUCAAGAAUGCAUUUCAAGCAUUUGGAAAUGGGACAGAUCUUAAUACAGGUUCCAGUGUUCAACAGUCAACUCUCCCCACAUCGCAGACCCGAGUGGACAAACACACAAAUGACACGGAUCUUUCACACCAAGAAGAUAAUAUGUUCAGUCCAUCACUAACCACACAGGUCGCUGACGAGAGGCCGCUGUGGAGAGAGUCGACGCACUCGGCCUCAGAGGCCUUGGGCCUGGCAGUGGCUGUGGGCAGCCAAGUGGAGCUGGUCUGGGGUCUCCUGCUCACCUCGAUCCACCUUCACUUUACAAUGUGA